AUGGGCCUACAGGGGAGGUGGUCACGGAACAACCUAGUUCCGCCGAACCAAUCAGGGUCAGGACUCACUCUCAAAGCUGAAUUCUCGGGCAUUAACCGCCUUAUCGUCUACCUCGACCAAUUUCGAGUAUGCGCCGCAAAGCUCAUUGCCCAACGAGAUCCGUGUGAGGAAGCUAUUAAAGUAGUUAAUAUGUUUGACUACGACCAGGAUGGUAUUAUUUCAGUCGAAGCUAUUGAGCAACUAGCUCAGGAAAUCACGGAUGAACGUACAAUGCCAAAAGAAGAGAUUGACAAUAUGAUAGAUUUUCUCGAUCACAAUGGCAAAGGCGGAGUAAAUCUCGAAGAGUUUAUAUAG
Molecule: messenger RNA, 354 nt
Organism: Trichoderma breve
Lineage: Eukaryota; Fungi; Ascomycota; Sordariomycetes; Hypocreales; Hypocreaceae
Product: EF-hand domain pair domain-containing protein
Exons: 3
Coding region: 1-354 (117 amino acids)
Molecular function (GO): calcium ion binding
Source: RefSeq, a predicted model, not a curated record